AUGUGGCAGCUUUGGGCGCUGCUCCUGGCAGCGCCAGUGUUUGCUGUAGAAACUCAUGCUGAUGCCGCUGCUGCCGCCACAUUGCUCCGUCGAGGCGACACUCUACCACAGAGCACGACGGACGCCAAGAUCAAAGUCAUCGCCGGCAGGCCAAACAGUGCACUACAGAUGGAGGUGGAAGCUUCCGGAGGCGUCAAUGCGGAGGCGAAUCUUCAUGCAGAUCGGCACGAAAGCAGUAAGGACAGAGGUGCCCUGACUGGACCUCGCGAAGUCAUGUUCGGCAUCUUCUGCAGGCGUGUUUAUGAUGUUGACGUGAUCAAAAAGACCUGGACAGGAGAUAUAGUGCUGACCACAAGCUGGAAUGACCCUGAGGUGGCGCAGGUACUGCCUGUUGGCAAGGAAGAUACCCGCUACUCCACAGAUGAUGCGAGGAAACUGAUUUGGCUGCCAGACAUUGGUGUCACCAACCGAGAUUUCAAAAACGUUGAGAUCAUCUCGUCAAGCGUGAAGAUAUGGUCGUCAGGCUGGGCUACGAAGGUAGAGCGCAUGCUGGUGACUAUGACAAAUGACUUUGACACAUCUGCAUUCCCCUUCGAUAAACAGACUCUGCAAGUCAUUGUAGCCUCCGAGAAGUUGAUGGCAGACGAGCUCGUGCUCAAACCACAUUCUGACAAGACACUGAUUGGAGUGAAAGAUGACGUGCUAACAGGAACUGGCUUUGGUGGCUCAGGAGGAGCAAAGCCCGACUAUGGCAUUAGCAGUUUCAAAGAGACCGAUGCUUUGCUGGUCAAGAGCCGUGGUCUCUUCCAGAUCCACAUAGUUCGUGGCUUUGGAGCUGCAGCACGUCAGAUAUUUGGGCCGACAAUGACUCUGCUGUUGGUCUCCUACUCUGUGUUCUAUUUUCCAAUGGUGCCGGCUUUCACAAUGCCUCGUGUCGCAUCUAGCGUCAUCUCUCUGCUAGGCGAGAUGACUCUGCUGACCAAAACCAAAGUGCCAGAUUCGUGGACGGAUGUAUACAACGAGAUGGUUUGCUUGCUAAUCGGCUCGGUGAGCGUGCUGAGCCUUACAAUGGAGAUCACCUUCCACUCUUACAAGAAUGAGGAAUUGGCGAAGAAGCUGGCCUUCGCAUAUCGGGUUUUGUAUCCCGUUGUUUUCUUGGUGCUCUUCACAAUCGUGCUUUGCUUCAGCUCGGGUGCCUUCAACGAUGUCUGUGCAUACUUGGUCAGGACGAUCGUGUGUCUUCUGCUUGUUGCAAACUUUGUCUGGGUACGCAGGAGUUUGGCUUCGGAUGGAAAGACGGAGGAGCCAGCUGACAAGACCGAGGGGAAGUGUGUUUUCGCCUACAUUGCCGCCUUGCUGAAUAAGUUCUACCAUGACACAUCCCAGCUUGUCGAGGCUUUGGUGACGCGUUCAGCUCGUGCCGAGUGCUUUGACAACGGGAUCGCACCGGAACGGUUGGCCAACUUAGUGGAUCAGGAUGGCGCUGUGUAUCCCUUGGGUAUUGCUGUUGGCGAUUGGCCAGCUGCGCGUCUGCUCAGUGCUGUGGCCGCAAUUCUCAUCGAAGAGCUGCUAGGUGUUAAUGUAUCGGCAAGGAUGGUGGGAGGAAAUUCCGUCGAUGGAUUCUACGCAAUGGCAGGUUGCAAAACACCUGAUCAGGUUGCGGACAGAGGAUGCGGGCCCAAGACUACAAGGAUGCACCUACAUCUCGAAGCGUGGGUCAGACUCUACCAGAUCGAGUUCGAUCAGAUUCUGAAGGAUUAUCCGGACACCGCCCCAAAGAGUCUGGGCAGUAGCGGGUACACCGGCGCAAUGUCCAUGUACCUGCAAGAACGGACCUUGAAUACUGCGCUCAAUGGUGAAGGCAUACCUCUGGAUUUCUAUAGAGCAUACAAUGCCUCAUGGUAUGAGCCGUGGCAAUAUUUCGACGGUGUGUCAGCAGUAAGCCGUGCACAGAUGCUGCCAUGUCGGGAAACGCGCUUCGUGCAGAGCAGGAACAUGCAGGCCUAUGUCGAGGUCACCAGUGACACAGGGGGCGUUGAGGAUAACAGCGGCUCCCUGAUGGCACGGUGCCAGGAUGGCUUUUUCUGGCAGUCGCCAGCAUGCCGGGACAACGUCGCACGGUGCGUCCUGGUGUUGACAGGAGGCUCUGGCUACGCUGUGGAGGAAAUCAUGCAGAAGGCCACGGCUUUCAACAUGCCGCUAGCAGUGGGUGUUGCUACUGCAGCGGAGUAUCCACGACUCCCAAGCCAGGUGCAGAGCCUUUUCAUGUGGUGGGUGCCCGACGACACCUUCCUCGACUUGAGUCCCCGUGAAGUGCGCUUCCCGCGGUACAACAGGGAGGCUUGGCUGGGCCGUGACCUCCGAAGCGCGCCCGAGCAGUUGGCAAUCGAGAAGCUGGUAAGCCCAAACCUGGCAGAACUUGCCCCAGCAGUUGUCGCCCUCGUGCAGAAGUUGAGGUGGAGCGUGGACGAUGUGAACCUCAUGAUGAUGGACAUGAAGACAAGCGAGGAUCCAGCCAACGCAGUUGCAUGUCGCUGGCUGAAAGCAAACUCCGAGAAGUGGUCGUCCUGGCUUGCAGGAGACACUGCGUGCUUUCCCGGCUUUGGGCUUUUUGAUCCAAGUCGCGGCUAUGUCGCAGAGCGAGAGGGUUCCACGGAGCUGGGAUGCAGGCCGUGUGAGAGCGGCAGCUAUUCCCAGGAGAUGCAGGAUGCCAAAGGGACGACUCACAUCUGUCAGAAGUGUUCUCCGGGUACAAGCCAGUCAUCAGGAGCUGCUUCAGGUUGCGACCCGUGCAGUCAAGGAGAGUACCAAGACGAGGAGGGUGCCGUGGACUGCAUGCGAUGUCCCGUGGGCCGCUUCCAAGAUGAGCAGGGAGCAACAGAAUGCAAGAUUUGUGAGAAUGGAACCACAACGCUGGGAUUGGGAUCGUGGUCAGAGGAGGACUGCGGCUGCUUGCCUGGGACCAUCAGCAAGGGUGACAACAGGUCAUGUCAGCUUUGCCCAGAAGGUCUGAGCUGCCCUGUUCUGUCGACCUUAUCCAGCUUGCUUAAUGGUUCCAGCAUUGCCCAUGAGCUGACGCCGCAGAUCCGUGCAGGCUACUAUAGCACUUGGGAGCAACCGCUGGAGCUGUUCAAGUGCGUCCCAGCAUCGCACUGCCCUGGGGGCCCGCCCAACACCUGCACUGGAGGUCUUACGACCUUGCCGUGCGCUGCGUGCCGCGAAAGAGAGUACUUUGACGGUCAGGUCUGCAUUGUUUGCGUCUCCUCUCGGCAGGAGUUACUGUUUGGCGGCUUCUGCAUUGCCGUCUGCGGGCUUGUGCUCGCGUAUUAUCUGCUCAACUCGCCUAUGACAGCAAAGGCGUCUGUGAUGCUGACCGGGACGACUGCAUUGGGCAUGAUGGUGAUGACUCUGCAGAAGGUAGGCGUGAUCGGCAACUUGACAGUGGCCUUCCCCAGACAAAUACGUGAUACCUUCCGAACACUUCAGGUGUUCAUUCUGGAUCUUGAGACGCUGGGCUUUCCAUGCGUGGCAACCCCGGACUCGGUUCGUCGAUACUUGGGCACAGUGAUGCUGUUCCCCGCAGGAGUCGUGGGCAUCCUGGUUUGUCUUGCCCUGUCUAAACUGCUGCCCAAGAAGUGGCGUUGGGCGACGUCCAAAUCGCUGAACCUCAUUGGACAGUUUUUGUCAGUCGGCUACACCACCAUGAGUGUGACCGCGAUGGUGCCAAUGACAUGCUACAGCCAUCCAAACGGACGUCACAGCCUACUGAAGUACCCUGAUGUGUUCUGCGGUACGACAGAGCAUUCCGCAAUGCUUGGUGCUGGAAUCGGUCUGCUAGCUGGUGGCGUUGUUGGCUUCCUUGGCCUUUGCAUUUGGGCAGCCCUCCAGGUGCCGCUUUGGAGCUCCCAAGGCCACUCUGACAAAGUCGGCGCCUUCCGCUUUCUCUUGGCCCGCUUCCGUCUAGAUGGCUGGUGGUACGGGGUUCCCCUGCUAGUACGCGGGUCGCUGCUCAACCUUCCUGUCGUCCUCGCCACGGAUUAUCCGCCUGUGCAGACGCUUGGAAGCCCAAGGCACAUUUGA
Messenger RNA from Symbiodinium pilosum, 4080 nucleotides. NCBI's taxonomy places the organism in Eukaryota, Dinophyceae, Suessiales, Symbiodiniaceae. The record is from the annotation of a GenBank genome assembly.